Messenger RNA from Gigantopelta aegis, 2538 nucleotides. RefSeq lists its product as uncharacterized. NCBI's taxonomy places the organism in Eukaryota, Metazoa, Mollusca, Gastropoda, Neomphalida, Peltospiridae. The transcript has 3 exons. Gene Ontology annotation, biological process: protein phosphorylation. The record is from RefSeq and is a predicted model, not a curated record. The coding region runs from base 116 to 1081 and encodes 321 amino acids. Gene Ontology annotation, molecular function: protein serine/threonine kinase activity; ATP binding.
AUAAAAGCGGUGUUUUGCAGCGUACGAACUGGAGGGAAAAAAUUUCAACGAGGAAAGAUCUGAUGACUACAAGCGAUCCUUGAUAGAGUAGAACGUGUGUAGAAUCUAGAUCACCAUGGUUUUGUCGAACACCACUCUGUCUUCAAACCAAGACGAGGAUGGAUACUGUUACUGGUCGAGCUUUGAUCUGACGUCUUUUGCCAAAGGCAGCAGAAAGAAGGCGUUCGUGGGACAGCUCAACGGAUCCGGGCCCAGGUGCGGCGAUCUGGCAGUGAUCAAGAUCUUCGUUGACAAGCCGGGGACGGAGUCGCGCUGCCAGACGGAAAUGGACAAGACGAGCACUGCGCAGAAUCUGACGUGGAGCUUCCUAAACAAGCAGCCGACCCGAGGGGAGAGACUGGAGUUCGUGAAGCUCCUGAAGGCACUGAUGGACGACCGGUCCGUGGUGACCCCGGGGAGUCGAAAACUUCAGCGGGGUGAGUGGGUCCUGAUCGAGGAGAAGUUCGACAAGCACUUCAGGACGUUCAUCGACCACUGCGGGCGACUCAAGUGCAAAAACGUGGCGCUGCUGGAGGCCUUCGUCCACUUCUCCUACCACUACAGUGGCGGGAGGCUGGUCGUCUGCGGACUCGAGGGAUCCAAGUGCGGCAGCUGCUACCGUCUGAAGACCCCCAUCAUCCACUCCGUCGACCAGAGUUACGGCGACAGCGACGCCGGCAAGGGAGGCAUCGACCGAGUGUUCGGCAACCACGUCUGCAACGACAUGUGCCGUGGAUUUAUCUCCCCUGAGUGGAGUCUCGAUCGCCCGCAACCUUCAGCGCCGUACGAACCGGAGCUGCAGUUUCUGUUUGAUCUCGAGCAGUUCCCGUACUUCGUCGGACAGUCUGGCGGUCCGCUUUACGACAAUCCGCCCAUGGUCUACGAUCUAGAUAAAGGACAGAAAAGUCUGCGACUGCAGCCACCGCCUCGCCUGAGAUAUCCAGAGUUGUCUCCCUGUACGUGCCAACAGUGUCCAUGCUUCGAGUGCCAAACCAUGUUUAGUGUGAGAUCUUGUCCCUUGGCGUCUCAUCGUCAGGCGUGAGAAGGCGUGAAUAGGUCUCCCUCGCCCGUUUUAGAUCUGACAUACACAUAUCAUUAACACACCGGACAGAUACAAUUCCUUAAACAUUCUGUGUAAAAAAUACCGUUUAAGUCUCAAAUACGUACAUCCAAAAUAUAGUCACAUACGUUAUCUCGAUGUUGAAGGGACAGAGACUGAGCUAGCAAAUUCGAGAUACGAUUGUUCGAGAUAUAAACAUUAUUUUUAGUUGUUGGUAAAAAUUAUGCCAUGGGAUAAUCUCGACCUCGAGAUAUCCUGGGUUCGUCAUAUAAAAUAGUUCGAGAUAAUGACGUUUUACUAUACGUUAUCAACGUUCUGUAUACACUUUAAGUUUAUAUUCAUAUAUCAAAAACACAUUAACACCAUUGGCAUAGCCAGUAUUUCAUAGGGGUGGGACACCUGCACUAACAUCCGUAUUAUAGGGUUACAGGCAAAUAUAAAAGGUGUUGGGGGGGGGGGGAGGGGGUGUAAAUGGGGGAUAAUGGCUAUCAUCCAUACGCCAGUAACACUACAUCUAUAGACGUCAUUAAAUAUUCUAUAUUACAAACUUGCUUACCCAGAUCCAUGUAUCUAAUCUACCUACGUUGGAUGUACAGAAAUCUUCCAAUUUAUGCAUAAACAUACAUUUGCAUACAUCUAAAAUUUAUUGCAUUUUAUGUAGAAUUCCAUAAAUGUUAGCUCAAACUGAUAUACAAGUACUUCAAAGUUUUUUCAUGAAGUAUAGUUAUAUUGGCUCAAAUUCACAAACAUCACCAACAAUACUAAAACACUUGUUUUGCAUCUUGGAAGGCAGACAUUCAGCUUUGCAAUAUAUAUUAUCAUCACCUAGCAAUAUUAUUGUCGCAUACCUCAAUAUCCAAUAGCAUUGCCAUUCUUAUCACAAAUCAAAAUGCGUAAACGCUUAGAUACGCAAAAGCCAGACUAAACCAAACGAUAAUCAACUGAUUUUGAAAUAAUGUAUUUACAAUGCUUAAACAACUGUCUCCUGUCCCGGAUUUGGCCAAUAGCGUUGUCAAAGGUUAUGUCUGAGAUGGGAGUGCCUGAAACCUUCCCGGUAUAGGGGCACGUACAGAGAGUUCGCUCGCUUAAACACCCGCGUUUAAGAAAAACGGUCUUCGUUAAUUGGGCCAUGUGUCUUUAAAGUCUUGUUAAUUACUAACUAAAAGCUGUAAAUCUCGAUACAUAACCAAAUAAUACUAUAUAUUAUGGUACAAUAAUCGUCACAUUAUGCAUUUAAAGUUUGUUACUUUCCUAUAAAGAAUGUGUAUUUGUAGGAUUACUUUGAGUUAGGUGUCACUUGGUUUAGUUUAGCAUUUCGUAUCUAUUUGAUGAUUUUUUUUUUAAUUACCCAAUACGUGUACAUUUGACAUUUCAUUGUAUUGCUUACUAAAAUGAAAAUUUAUUAAAGGGACAUACCCAAGUUUUAAAACACUAAGGCA